CAUCAUUUUGAUACUAUCAUCAUCUACAUCUACAUCUACAGUAGCGGACACAGCUGUAAGAGAUGGAGGGCAUGCUCAAGUGCUCCGCCAAUUACGUCCCUCUUACUCCAAUCAGCUUCCUGGAGCGCUCGGCGAUUGUUUACCGAGACUGUGUCUCCAUCGUCAACGGUGAUGUCAAGUAUACCUGGAGAGAGACCCACGAGAGAUGCAUCAGGCUCGCUUCUGCUCUCGCUGGGCUCGGUAUUUCCCGUGGCGAUGUGGUUGCUGCUUUGGCCCCUAAUAUUCCGGCUUUAUACGAGCUACAUUUUGGUGUCCCAAUGGCUGGGGCAGUUCUUUGCACACUUAAUACACGCCAUGAUUCAGCAAUGGUAUCUGCAUUACUGAGACAUUCAGAGGCCAAAUUCAUUUUUGUGGACUACCAAUUUCUCCAAAUUGCAGAGGGAGCCCUUGAAAUUCUAUCAAAGAAAGGGAUCAAGCCACCACUUCUUGUCUUAGUCCAGGACUGUGAUCAACCAACUCCCAUAUCCUCUAACUUGGAAUAUGAGGGUUUUUUAGCAAUGGGUAAACUAGACUUUGAGGUAAGACGACCAACUGAUGAAUGGGAUCCCAUAUCCCUUAAUUAUACCUCAGGAACCACGUCGAGUCCAAAAGGGGUGAUUUAUAGUCAUAGAGGUGCCUAUCUAAAUUCCCUUGCUGCUAUUCUUCUAAAUGAGAUGAGCUCAAUGCCUGUAUAUCUAUGGUGUGUUCCUAUGUUUCACUGCAAUGGGUGGUGCCUCACCUGGGGUGUGGCUGCUCAGGGAGGCACAAAUAUCUGCCUAAGGAAUGUCUCUGCAAAAGGAAUAUAUGAAAGUAUUGCGCAGCACAAGGUGACCCACAUGGGUGGUGCUCCAACUGUUUUAAACAUGAUAAUAAAUGCAUCAGCUGAAGAACGAAGAAGUCUUCUAGGUAAGGUAACUGUGAUGACUGGAGGUGCACCACCACCUCCAGAGGUACUUUUCAGGAUGGAAGAAGCAGGAUUUAAUGUGACACACUCGUAUGGUUUGACGGAAACAUAUGGUCCAGGGACAGUUUGCACAUGGAAACCUGAAUGGGCUUCCCUUCCUCGAGAUUUACAGGCAAAGAUCAAGGCCCGGCAGGGGUUGCAACAUCUUGGACUAGAGGAAAUUGAUAUAAAAGAUCCAGUCACUAUGAAAAGUGUACCACCAGAUGCAAAAACCAUGGGUGAAGUUAUGUUCAGAGGCAACACUGUAAUGAACGGAUACUUAAAAAACUUGAAAGCAACAGAAGAAGCAUUCAAUGGUGGGUGGUUUAGGAGUGGGGAUUUGGGGGUGAAACACCCUGAUGGUUACAUAGAGUUGAAGGAUCGAUCAAAGGACAUUAUAAUUUCUGGGGGAGAAAACAUCAGCACAAUUGAGGUGGAAUCUGUACUGUUUAGUCAUCCAGCAGUUCUAGAGGCAGCUGUUGUGGGAAGGCCUGAUGAUUACUGGGGAGAAAUACCUUGUGCAUUUGUUAAGUUGAAGGAAGGUUUUAAUGCCAGUGAAGAGGAAAUUAUCAAGUAUUGCAGGGAUCACUUGCCCCACUACAUGGCACCUCGAACUGUUGUCUUUGAGGAUCUGCCGAAGACUUCAACUGGAAAGGUACAGAAAUUUAUUCUCAGGAAAAAGGCUAAGGCCAUGGGAAGCUUAAAAAAACCGAGCAUCAGCAAACUAUAAAUUACUUUUAGUUGGAUGGCAACAAUUGUACUCUGUUGUUUUGCUGUUUUGUAAUUCAGACUGUUACUGAAGAUUAGAACUGUCAAUUGUUUGAAUAGGGUUCUGAAAUUAGAUAAUUCAAAUUGGACAAAAUGAUUGUUAACA
Messenger RNA from Manihot esculenta (cassava), 1856 nucleotides. RefSeq names its product butanoate--CoA ligase AAE1. The transcript has 2 exons. Lineage: Eukaryota; Viridiplantae; Streptophyta; Magnoliopsida; Malpighiales; Euphorbiaceae. The record is from RefSeq and is a predicted model, not a curated record. Bases 63 to 1712 code for a protein of 549 amino acids.